AUGGGUGAAUCCGAAGCUCCUCCCGCCGCCAACUACAUUCGCCUUCAGUCAAACGACAACGUUAAGAUCGAUGUCGAGAAGGCUGUUGCCGAGCGAUCACUCCUGAUCAAAAACAUGCUAGAGGAUCUUGGUCCUAACGCUGAGGGACAGACUAUUCCCAUCCCCAACGUGACCGAGCCUGUCCUCCGCAAGGUUAUUGAGUGGUGUGAACACCACCGCCACGAUCCCCCUGCCUCGAACGAGGACGAGUCCGAUAAUCGCAAGAAGACCACCGAUAUCGAUGAGUGGGACCAAAAGUUCAUGCAAGUGGACCAGGAAAUGCUCUUCGAGAUUAUCCUAGCCUCCAACUAUCUCGACAUCAAGGCAUUAUUGGACGUCGGAUGCAAGACUGUCGCCAAUAUGAUCAAGGGCAAAUCACCCGAGGAGAUUCGUAAAACGUUCAACAUCACGAACGAUUUUACCCCCGAGGAGGAAGAGCAGAUCCGCCGUGAGAACGAGUGGGCUGAGGAUCGAUAA
Messenger RNA from Daldinia childiae, 516 nucleotides. Its product is annotated as E3 ubiquitin ligase complex SCF subunit sconC. NCBI's taxonomy places the organism in Eukaryota, Fungi, Ascomycota, Sordariomycetes, Xylariales, Hypoxylaceae. Gene Ontology annotation, molecular function: cullin family protein binding. Gene Ontology annotation, biological process: mitotic cell cycle; SCF-dependent proteasomal ubiquitin-dependent protein catabolic process. The record is from RefSeq and is a predicted model, not a curated record. The transcript has 4 exons. Bases 1 to 516 code for a protein of 171 amino acids. Gene Ontology annotation, cellular component: cytoplasm; nucleus.